Messenger RNA from Pogona vitticeps (central bearded dragon), 1071 nucleotides. Lineage: Eukaryota; Metazoa; Chordata; Lepidosauria; Squamata; Agamidae. The record is from RefSeq and is a predicted model, not a curated record.
UUUGGGAGUCUGACAACGGAGCGGUCUUGCUUUAAGGAAGAUCCAAAUCCUCCAUUGGAAUGCAGUCCUAAAUCUGAUUUAAAGACCCAUAAGGAAAAAGAUUAGGGACCUUGAAGUUGCCUAUCCAUAUUUAGCAGCACCUGGACAGCAGAGAAACAGCUAAGUAACAUUACAGCAAACUGAUAAUGAAAAGAAACAGUAUGGUGAAUCUUGAUAAACUUUUAGAGGACUUCUCACAUCUAGAAAUGAAAAUAUCCGAGCUACAUGGAAAAAAUGAUCUUCUUAAUCUUCAAUUGGAGAAAACAAACAGGUUACUGACAAUAAGCCAGUCAAAAGAAGAGGCAGCUAAAGAAGAAUGUGUUGCACUCUACAAAGUGAUUAAGGGUCUUCAACAAACUAUUGAAAGCCAGUGUAACUUGAGAGAUGAAAAUGAAAGAUUGAAGAACACAGCACAUAUUUUGGAAGAAAAAGUGAAGGUUCAUGAACAGGAAUAUAAGAAUAUGAUUGAUAGACUCAUGAGAAAAAUUGAACAAAAAGAAGAGGAACAUAAGCUUUCCCAGUCCAAGUUUCACUCUGACAUGAACAAAAAAUUUGAAGCAAGCAAGGAAGAAUUUAAGCAAGUGAUACAGAAGAGAGACAUAAAUAUUUUAGAACUAACUAAUCAACUAAGAGCCCAAGAAAAGGAGAAACAGAAUGAGAUAAUCAAAUUGCAGAUAGAGUUCAAUGCUAAGAUGAUAAAACUUCAAACCAAAACACCCAAACCAUAUUCCAAUCCUACAGCAAAUAUCUACAGAAGGAAGCUACAACACCUUGAAGAACAAAAGAAUAAGGAAAUUGAAUUUCUCCACAAUACCAUCAAAGAGUUGGAACAACAGCUUGGUAGAAGUCAAGAUUCACACCUCAAACAGCUCCAGCUGUGGGAAUUACAUCAAAAUACUACAAGCAACGUAAAGAAGAAAUGUAACAAAGCCACACUGGGUUGACAAAACUUUUUUCAUUUAUUAAAAACUCUCUUUUUUGGUUCUCCAUUCACAAGCUUUCCAGUUAUAUUCUGAACUACUUUCGUGCUUA